Messenger RNA from Naumovozyma castellii, 720 nucleotides. It is a transcript of the gene RRP17, whose product is annotated as rRNA-processing protein RRP17. The transcript has a single exon. Lineage: Eukaryota; Fungi; Ascomycota; Saccharomycetes; Saccharomycetales; Saccharomycetaceae. The record is from RefSeq and is a predicted model, not a curated record. The coding region runs from base 1 to 720 and encodes 239 amino acids.
AUGGCUAUACAAUCUAACAGACAGUUGCUUACCAAGGGUAAGAGCUAUGCCACGAAACAAUCCAAGAAAUUUGGUGCCGAUGAGGUUGUCUUCGAUAAGGACUCUCGACUAGACUACCUAACUGGGUUCCAUAAGCGUAAAUUGGAAAGACAGAAGAAAGCACAGGUGUACAAUAAGGAGCAGGAUAGACUAGCCAAGAUUGAGGCAAGGAAGAAGAUUCGUCAAGAGAGGAAAGAUGAAAUGGAUGAACAAAUGAAAAGAUUUAAAGAAACCUUGGAGAUUCAAAGGGAGGUAGAGAAUGAUAUAAAUGAGGACAAAAAAAAUGGAGGAAAAAUAUCAGGGGAUUCAGAUAAUGAAUCAUGGAAUGGGUUCUCUGAUGAAGAAGAUGCUGAAAAUACUUCCGAUGUCAAACCUAUCUUAAAGAAGGGACAAACAGUGUAUACUGACGACACAACGGUGGAAGUAGAAACUUUGGAACCAAAUGAUAACUUUGAAUAUUUGGCUAAUCUAAAUAACGUUAAACUGGAAGAAUCAGAAAAUGUUCUAAAGGAAAGUAUAACAAGAGCAACAAAAUAUGCGAAGUUCUUGGGUAUUGCUGGCGAAGAAGAUAAGGCAUCCAAACCAAAGAAGAAAAAGAAGUUCAGAUAUUUAACGAAGAAUGAAAGAAAAGAUAACCAAAGAAAGGCAAACGCCAACAAGCAUAGAGGUAAGAAGAAAUGA